Messenger RNA from Trifolium pratense (red clover), 959 nucleotides. Its product is annotated as protein cornichon homolog 1-like. Lineage: Eukaryota; Viridiplantae; Streptophyta; Magnoliopsida; Fabales; Fabaceae. Bases 206 to 655 code for a protein of 149 amino acids. The record is from RefSeq and is a predicted model, not a curated record. The transcript has 4 exons. Gene Ontology annotation, biological process: vesicle-mediated transport.
GUUUUUGCAGUCCCAAAUAAUCAUUCUUUUCCACUCAAAUUUCAAAUUUCUUCAUCGGAAGAUGCUAAAAAUAUAGUAAUGAUUUAUUCAUGCACGUGUAGUCAAUAGUCACGACAGACAGAGAACUGAACUCAACUCAACUCGCUCACUCACUGACUCACUCACUGUCUAAUCUAAUCUUCAUAAACCCUAGUACUUCACUCUAAUGGGUUGGAACCUCUUCUUUUGGCUUAUCAUUUGUUUCCCCACUAACAUUGCUCUUCUCGCUUCAACUUUCUACCAGGUCUUGAUUUUAUAUGACUUGGAAGCUGAUUAUAUCAACCCAUUUGAUGCUUCAUCUCGGAUUAACUACUUCAUUCUACCUGAGUUCAUUGGACAAGGACUCUUAUGUGUUGUCUGUCUCUUCACUGGUCACUGGUUCAUGUUUUUGCUCAAUGUUCCUAUUACUUGCUAUCAUGCCAUGCUGUAUGUGAAAAGAGAGCAUCUUAUUGAUGUUACUGAAGUGUUUAGAGUACUCAAUGCCGAGAAGAAACUCCGGAUAGCCAAACUUGCUUUGUACUUAAUAGUCCUCAUUGUCACCGUGUUCAGGCUUACAUUGAUCGGUGUCUACUAUUUAGGCCUAGAAGACGAUGAUGACUUGAGAUAUCUUUGGUAACUCGUGUGCAAUGUGGCAAAAAUGUGUGAAUCCCCUCUGUUUUGAUGAAAUUGGGAUUUGAUAUGUACCAUUAGGCUUAGGACUUAGACUUCAGAAGCUCACAAAAAUAGAUCUUAGGCACUAAUUUGAGUGAGAUUGCAUACCCAUCUUUCAAUAUGUUAAGGGUAUGUUUGUUUUAUAUUUUGUUGAAGUUUAUGUGAAAUUUUGAAGUUAAAAAUUGAUUUUUUGAUGGUGAAUGUUAAGUGUAUUCUUUGAGUUUGCUUCUUUGAAACAUUGUGUAGCAAAUUGGUUGGCUGGAUAUGCA